AUGACUGGUGAAGGACUUGAAUUCCAGCGCCGCGGGUCCGUGGCUACAGAGCGCCGGCUAUCACAGCUGUUCAAAAGAAAUGCCUGGUCGGCCCCUCCGUCGGAUAACAUCUACGCAGGAAUUUCGACCUAUCAUUCUGACGAUCAUGUCUCCGUUCUCGCAAUCUCCGUCCGAGACACUACAUACCUGCUCGACUCCAUCGAAAAAGUGCUCGAUCAUGGAAAACGUCCAUCUGCCGAAGAGGCAACCGAGUUUAUCAUCUCUCGGCUCAGAGCAUAUGGAGAGAAACACAUGGAGAAGAUCAUCGGAGCGGCAAUGCCCAUGCACCUUGCGGACCGUUGCUCUCAACUUUGUUCGCGCCUCUGGACCGAGCUCGAUAUCAUCCCACUAGUGUUGCCCGAGUCCAGCUUGAUGGGACGGUAUACCUCGCAAGCACAGACUGAUGAAUGUGCGUGGGAUGCCAGAGCGAUCGAUGAACAGGCCGAAGCGAUGUCACGGAAAUGUGUCCGAUUGUUUGGACCGGAAAACGUUCCCUUGCUGCAAGUGGGUUAUAUGGGCCUCGUGGAGGUGGACACCGACUUCCACGUGCGACUAGCGAAUCUUGAAGAUUUCCAGGCAACUGUGUCUCCCCAUACCUGGGCAGCGGUACAGCAUUAUGCUUCGGAUCUCAAGAAGCGGAAAGUCAGAAUUGCAUUCUUUAGUGCGACGCCGCAAGGUGGUGGUGUGGCAUUGAUGCGACAUGCUCUGGUGCGACUGUCACAUUCAUUGGACACAGAUAUUAAAUGGUACGUCCCGAAGCCCCGACCAGGCGUGUUUCGAAUCACCAAGAACAACCACAACAUCCUUCAAGGCGUUGCAAGCCCCGAUGAACGCUUAAGCUCGGAAAAUCAAAAGGCAUUGACGGAAUGGAUCGAAGAUAAUGCGAGGCGCUACUGGUCCUACCCAGGCGGCCCUCUGUGCUCACCAUCAGAUGGCGGAGCAGAUGUGAUCAUUGUAGAUGAUCCCCAGAUGCCAGGAUUGAUUCCUAUUGCCAAGCAAAAAGCUCCAAACCGGCCAGUUAUCUUCCGGAGUCACAUUCAGAUUCGAAGCGACCUUGUUGAUACGCCGGGCACCCCACAAGCAGAAGCAUGGGCCUUUCUUUGGAAGCAGAUUCAACUUGCCGACUGCUUUAUCAGUCACCCCGUGAAAACCUUUGUGCCUCAAGAUGUGCCCACUAAAAUGCUCGGCUACAUGCCGGCCACGACCGAUUGGCUGGAUGGCUUGAAUAAGAACAUGCGCGAGUGGGAUGUGGCACACUACGGCCGCAUAUUCAACGCGGCAUGCAGAAAUGCAGGCAUGCCGAUUAUCCAGUAUCCAGACGAUCAGUACAUCGUGCAGAUCGCACGGUUCGACCCAGCUAAAGGUAUCUUCGAUGUGCUAGACUCGUACGAGAAAUUUUUCAAUCGACUUGCCCAGAACCGGCCAGAUGUCAGACCGCCAAAGCUCUUGAUCUGCGGACAUGGCUCCGUAGAUGACCCAGACGGAGCAGUAAUAUACGACCAAGUGAUAGAUCACAUUGAGCACAAUUUAACAGACAUCCGUGACUUCAUCUGCGUGAUGCGAUUGAGGAACUCAGAUCAAAUUUUGAACACCGUCCUAUCCAAAGCCAAAAUUGCCCUGCAGCUUUCCACCAGAGAAGGAUUCGAGGUGAAAGUAUCCGAGGCGAUUCACAAGGGCAAACCGGUUAUAGCCACGCGGGCUGGUGGCAUCCCACUUCAAGUGGAGAAUAAUAAGAACGGCUUCUUGGUGGAUAUCGGUGACACCGAUGCUGUGGCGGGGCAUUUGUACGAUCUAUGGACCGACGAGGCACUCUAUGACCGCAUGGCGGCGUAUGCGAUCAGUCACGUUUGCGAUGAGGUUAGUACGGUGGGUAACGCGCUGUCCUGGCUAUACCUUUGCUCGACGUUCUCGAAAGGUGAGUCUGUGCAGCCGCACGGUCGGUGGAUCAACGAUAUGGCCUUUGAAGCAAGUGGUAUUCGCCCGGAUGAUAUGCCUCGAAUGAAGCGGGCUGUAGAGGUCGCCAAAAUGGGAUGA
Penicillium atrosanguineum is the source of this 2073-nucleotide messenger RNA. RefSeq names its product putative trehalose synthase (Ccg-9) (gene ccg9). The transcript is spliced from 6 exons. Lineage: Eukaryota; Fungi; Ascomycota; Eurotiomycetes; Eurotiales; Aspergillaceae. Bases 1 to 2073 code for a protein of 690 amino acids. The record is from RefSeq and is a predicted model, not a curated record. Gene Ontology annotation, molecular function: glycosyltransferase activity.